GCGAACAGAAUAAUUUCAAAUUCGAUUUCUUUUUAUAGUUUGCUACCUUUUUUUUUUUUUUUUUGCUAAUGAACACCGUCGGCGUCGCAGUAGCGAGCUAGCAACGAAGCUUGCUAGCGAACGACCCUCGGCUGGUUUGUAUUUGCGCUUCAUAGAGCCGUUUAUCUUGUCAGAGAGGCGGGUUAGCUAGUUCGCUGAAUUUCUCCACUUUAGCCACAAUCUCAUUUCGUGGCGUUAGUUGCCGUAACUUUAGAUAACGUUUACUUGAGUCGACUAUUCACGCUUGACACUGACAGUGCAGUGGUUGACAAAGUAUGCCUAUGGUCACUAAAUUACUACGUAGGAAGAUAAAGGCCUCCGUCGCUUUCAUUAUCUUAUUCGGGCUCCUGGGCCCAGCUUCCAUAGGCUCUAAAAUAGUAGAUUCGUUUCUAAAUAUUGAACUUAAAAUCGUGAAACUUCAAGCUGGAGACUAAUUCAAAAUGCAUUUUAAAACGUGCUCCUUAGCUGGGAGAACUUGAUUUUGUUUUUGAACUCUUUGGAUGACUUGGAGAUUUUCCACAAUAAAAUGACAUUUACCUCUCAGCAGCCUUUUCUUUUUUUAUUACAUAUACUGGAUGGUUGGUACUGUGUAUGCAGCUUGCUGCAGAAGAGUAUUCUGCUUGACUUAAAGGAGUUUAUUUUUUUAAUGUAUUUUUUUUGUGGAACUUUCACUUCAAUUGUACAGUAGUUUAUGUCGAAGCCCUCUGCAGGUUGAGCGUUGGCACAGCAGCGCGCCAAGAACAGAGGGGCGGGGCUUCGCAUUUGGAACGGCUGUUGCUGGGUUACCAUCGAGAUUGACAGCGCCCGAGACUUCCGGCCCGAGCACUGGAGGGAGCACGAAGAGAGCAGAACCGAAGCGCAUAGGAGGAGCCACAAUGGCGGCUGUCCUUUCCUUAUAAGAGCGGCGGCUAUGGGUGUUCUUAUAUCCGCAAACAUCGCCCUAAAUACAGGCCUGGUCGACUCUCAGGGCCACUAUAAAUAAACUGGAACAUCUUCUGCACACGACUAUGCUAUAAUUUCUUACCAACAUCAAAUAUGAUGAUAAAAACAGCAUAUUAAAGCGAACAUGUAAACAGUUAUCUACCGGGUCAAGUUUUCUCCUUUUCAGUUCUGUGAAACAAUAUUGCCCAUUCAUCAUGGACUAUACUUGUUUCCGAACUCAAAACAAGCCGUACAGUGAAGGAAUUACCAACUUCCCUAGAGCCUUGCACCGGGCUAGAGUUGGCUAACUGAGAAAGAAAGGUUUUAUUUUUUGCGCUUUACGAAAAGAGCGAGCAAGCUAGCCCCGUAGCGCUGGCUAGCCCAACGGCCACGGGGCGACGAGAACACAAAGAUCCGACUUAUUGUUCCGGUCUUGGUAACGAGCUGUUAAAACUGCCAACACGCACAGCCGUUUCGUUUCUAGCUUCAUAUUUUUUUUAAUUCAUUUUUAAUUUUUUACUUUUCCAAAACAGCUAGAGACAUGCUACUGACCUGACGGGAAUUAACUCGGAUAAAACACAAGCCAAGGACGGGACGUGAACAGACUUUAUUUUUUAUUUUUUUCUUUUAAGUCGUUUCUUUGACUCAUGCCCGCCACUGGGGGAAGCAGCGCCGCUGACGUGAGGAAUGCCGGGGUCAGAGCGACACCAUGGGACCAAGAGGAAGCCGGAUCCCAGCGCCAGCCUGGCCGCGCAGCCCCCGCCGCCCAGCAGCAGCACCAGCACCGCCGCCGCCGUCGCCGGGUAUCACAGCCUGCUCUCGGCGGCCAGCGUGAGCAACAAGGACGCGGCUAAGCUCGCCAAGUCCGGCUCCUCCUCGUCCUCCAAGCGCAGGCGGCACAAGUCGUCCAAACACGGAGGACGGGGGGAGUCGUCGGCGCUGAGCCAGGCCGCCGCUGCCGCCGCCGCCGCCGGCUUCUCCGGCUUGGGCUCGGGCUCCGCAGCGCCUCCUGCCGUCAGCGCCGUGAAGCCACUUGUUGAGUAUGACGACAUCAGCUCGGAUUCGGACACCUUCUCGGACCCGCCCGCCUCCAGGUCGCUGCUGGAGCGCAGGAGCGGGGACAGGUUCGACUCCCUGCUGGAGUAUGGUAAGGCGGCGGACGGGGGCGCGGGGGGCCGAGAGGGCAGGGGACACAAGCACAGGCACCCCCGCAAAAAGUCCUCCAAGGACCCGCACAGGGUGAAGGACUCGGGCGACGGGGCCGGCGGCUCCAAGAAGAAGAGCAGCAGGGACAGGGAAAAGGGAAGUUCGGCUAAGAAUAAGGACAGGGUGCUCUCCGUGGCGUCCCUGUCGUCGGGGUCUCGGCGGCAGGGUCAGCAGGAGGGAGACUUGGGGGCGAGGCGGGCCGAGGUCGCCGCCGGAAUGCUGGCGCAGCCCGGGGCCGGCGUCAGCAGCACGGCGUCCUCGUCCUCCUCGUCUCGCAGCAAGGACGGCAGCCGCUCGGGAAAGUCGCGCAAGGACAAGCAGCAGCGUGGCGAGGGUCACGCCUCGUCCCAGAAGGAGAGGGGCGACAAGGUGCACCGCAAGUCCUCCAAGAGCUACAGGGCCAGCCCUAAGGGGAGGCCCUCAUCCAGGGGCAGCCCGCGCCGCAAGUCCACCGUGGCCUCCCCGUCGCCCAGUCCCAAGCGGGUGGGUGCCGAGAGCCCUCUGGUCGGGGGCUACUAUGCAGAGGUGGAUGAUGGCUACCACCACCGGAGACGUCUGAUCCAGCAGAGUUCCAGCCCCUACCGGGAGGUGUCCCGCCGCAGCCGGCAGCGUUCGGAUAGCCCUUACGGCGGGCGGCAGCGCUCCUCCAGCUACGAGCGAGACAGCAGCCCCUACUCGUCCAGGAAGCGCUCAUCGCUCAGCCCCUACGGUACCCGCCGGUCCUCCAGCGUCAGCCCCGUGUCUCGGCGUUCUGCUCGAUCCCGGAGCCGCUCACCGGGACCGUUCUCUUCCUCGCGCCGCUCCUCAUCCCGCUCGAGAAACAAGAAGCAUUCUUCUGCAGUGGCUGGUGGGGGUAGUUCCCACAGCAGUCGGCCCCAAAGCCGGUCGCCCUCCACCUCCCAUCUGCCGCUCAACUCCAGCCUGGGUGCUGAGCUCAGUCGUCGGAAGAAAGAGCGACAAGCCGCCGUGGCUGCCGCGGCUCGUGCCCCCUCACCCACCACCAAACGGUCUGUUGCCCCCGCUGCUCGGCCCUCGAAACCGGAGCCAGAAGUCUCUGCUAGAGAGCCUGUUCCCACAGCAGAGCCUCCUCCUCAGGCCCCGCCUCCAGCCCCGACACCCAUCCUUCAAGACAAUCCACAUUGGGAAGAGAAGAGCGCAGCACCUCCCCUGCCUCCUUUCUCCUCUCCUCCGCCCCCAUUGCCACCUUCCCAGAACCCUCCUCUCCCACCCCCUCUGCCCCCAUCCCCGGCCACCGUACCUCAGCCACCCCUGCCUCAGCCGGAGCUCACACAGCAGGCCCCUGUGCACCCAGCACCUUCCGCCUCUUCCGCCUCUGUUUCACAGCCCAAGUCCCCCGCUGUUCUUCCAGCACGGAGCCCUGCCCGACAGACCCUUCCUAUCAAGACCUCCACACUGCCCCCUUUGCCCCUGCCACCAAUGUUGCUUGGCGACUGCCAGGAUAGUCCUAAGAAGACUCCCCCACAGAAGCCACACAAGAAGGAGAAGGAGGUGCGCACCCGGCCGCUUUUGAGCGACCUGCCGCUGCCUCCGACCCUGCCUGGAGGAGAUCCCUCCCCCCCUCAGUCGCCUGUUCGCAGGGCCCCACCCCCACCGCAGCCCAGCUUCAAGAAGAGGCCAAAGUUCUGCUGUCCACGCUAUGGUGAAAGCAUGCAGACUCAGAGUGACUGGGGCAAGCGCUGUGUGGACAAGUUCGACAUAAUUGGUAUUAUUGGAGAGGGCACAUAUGGCCAGGUGUACAAGGCCAAAGAUAAGGACACAGGCGAGUUGGUGGCUCUGAAGAAGGUGAGGUUGGACAAUGAGAAGGAAGGCUUUCCCAUCACGGCCAUCCGGGAGAUCAAAAUCCUGAGACAGCUGAACCACCGCAGUGUGGUCAAUAUGAAGGAGAUUGUCACCGACAAGCAAGACGCACUCGACUUUAAGAAAGAUAAAGGAGCGUUUUACCUGGUCUUCGAGUACAUGGACCACGACCUGAUGGGGCUGCUGGAGUCGGGCCUGGUGCAGUUCUCCCAUGAGCAUGUGCGUAGUUUCAUGCGACAGCUCAUGGAAGGCCUGGACUAUUGCCAUAAGAAGAACUUCCUACACAGAGACAUCAAAUGCUCCAACAUUCUGCUCAACAACAGUGGUCAGAUCAAGCUGGCAGACUUCGGUUUGGCUCGACUCUACAACUCGGAAGAGAGCCGGCCCUACACUAACAAGGUGAUCACGCUGUGGUAUCGUCCCCCUGAGCUGCUGCUGGGGGAGGAGAGGUACACCCCAGCCAUCGAUGUCUGGAGCUGUGGCUGCAUCCUGGGAGAACUCUUCACAAAAAAGCCCAUUUUCCAGGCCAAUCAGGAACUACUGCAGCUGGAACUCAUCAGUCGCCUGUGUGGGAGCCCUUGCCCGGCCGUCUGGCCCGAUGUCAUCAAGCUGCCCUAUUUUCACACGAUGAAGCCCAAGAAGCAGUACCGGCGGCGGCUGCGUGAAGAGUUUGCCUUUUUGCCCACUCCUGCGCUCGACCUGCUGGAUCGUAUGCUGACCCUUGACCCUGCACGGCGCUGCACGGCAGAACAAGCCCUCUACAGUGACUUCUUGAAAGAUGUGGAACCCAGCAAGAUGGCACCACCAGACCUCCCGCACUGGCAGGACUGUCAUGAGCUGUGGAGCAAGAAGCGUCGGCGCCAGCGUCAGAGUGGGUUGCCUGAGGACGUGCCUGUGCCUAAAGUGCCCCGUAAGGACCCCGCUGGGGCCCCCAGCAGCGAGAACAGCAGGCCCCCAGCUAGCCCUACUGGGGCUCCUCUGCCUGGGCGCCAACCAUCUUCAUCCAUGUCUGAAAACGAGCUGGCAGGUCUCGGCGCGGCCGCGGAGCAGCUGAACCAGAGUGAGCUGGCAGUGCUCUUCAACCUGUUGCAGAGACAGACGGACCUCAGUCUGCCACAGGUGGCUCAGCUGCUCAACAUCUCCACCAAUCCCGAGAGCCAGCAGCAGUUGGAAAGCUUGAGCCAGUCGCUGUCUGCGCUCACGGAGUCCUCCCACCAGCAGAGGGCGCAGAGCAAAGAGGAGAGCAAUGAGGGGCCCGCCAGUGGCACCAGACCCGCGGAGCCCGUGCAGCCGGCGCCACAGGCCGAGCAGCAGUUGAGUCAGGAGGACCAGACCAACCUGCUGGCCUUGCUGCUGGGACAGCUCAUCAAACCGCCAGCGGAGGGGCCGGAGCAGGCCGACGAGAGCAACGGCAUCCGAUCGGAGGAGGUGGUUCCCCGUGGUGCCCCUGCUGCCAGCGAUCGCAAGGACGGCGCUGUCAGGAGGCGGAAGCAGGCCGGUGUCGGCCAGGGACCUCUGCCCUCGGAUGCACGGCCGCCCUCCCCGCCCGGACCGCCCCCGUCAUCUCUCCUCGGCCCCCUCCUCUCCGGCAGCGAGGCUCAAUCGGGCCAGGACAUCAGCCCCGCGGUGGCGGCUGCCCUCCUCCAGCUCAUAUCUCAGCAGGAUGCAGAGGCUGGGCCGCCUGUCGAGGAGAGGCAACAAAACAGGAAGGAGGAGCCUGCCGAGGCCGGCCUCGUUACGCGGUCUUCCGAACAGCAGGGGGUGACGGUGGCGGCAUCGUCCGCACCCGCCUCUUGGACUCAGCUCUCGGACUCCCCGGAAUCUCCCAAAAGUCAGUCGCACGGAGACCCCCCGCUUCCCCCUACAUCUGCGGCACAGUUCCCGCGGGACCAGGACCUCCGUUUUGCUCAUGGGCCCCCUGCCAAGCCCGGGGCUGCUGGCUUCCCCGGCAACGAGCCCUGGAGCCAAGCAGGCAAGGGUUUCCAGGGCAACAGUCAGGCGCAGGGCCAAGGGGCAAGCAGAGGCAAAGGAGGACCCUACUGACCACCUCCUCAAGAAUCGCUUGCUGUCGGAGCAUCGUCCCCUGUCUUGGGGAUGUAGAAACUGCAGGAAGGAAGAAUUAAUCCCUUACUUGUGUAGUGUUUGGCGUUAGCCCGUUAACCAGAGAGGGAAGAGGGUGUGGUAAGGGGCUGUGCGAUACCGAUGGUCUGAGGGCAAGCCCCGAAGGGUGUCCUAUCCACCCCCAUCCACUGGCCCUGCCUAGGUUGCCGUGGCGCUCUCCCACAAUGUCUCUGGAUAUAAGCUCCGCCCACUUUCUCUGUGCACCGGGACGGUGAGCCUCUCCAGCCCUUAAGCUGAAAAUCUGUUUCAUAGGUAAAAUGAGAAGCAGUUCUAGAAUGUAAUCUGCAUUGAGUUUCUUUGCACACCAAGCAAAAGAUGAUUUCUGUGUUCUUUUCGAUGUGGAGAUGAAAUUUAUCAUCCCCCAGGUGUACGACUUGUAAUUGAGCUUAUUUACUUGCGACACCCAUGUCUGGUUCCUAGGGUCAGUCUGGAACUGUGUGUUGGCUCAAGGAAACUGAAAUUUGAGGACAGUGUGAUGGGGGUGGCGGGGGGUGGUGAUUGUGAGAUUUACAGAUGCUCCACUGGGUGAACGGUAACUGCUUACCUUUUCACCCCCGCUGACCUCUGACCUUGAACAUGUGCCUCCUUUGUGCUGUUAGGAACAACCCGGUUGACCCUCCGUUCCAGUUUCAUUUAAUCAUCAAUUCCAGCAGCACUCGACUGACACAAAAUAAUUGUUUGAACGGACAGACGUAUUCUCGCAUUUUUGACCCCAACUUUCUGUGUUUUGGGCCAAAGUUGCUGCAGAUGGAGUUUCCAUCUCCCAGUCCCUGUAUGUCUGUUUCACGUACAGUCACUUUGGCUGGAAAACAAAGACCUUCCACACUCACUCCACUCCAGCUUUUUUUUUUUUUCUUUCCCCUGCAGAUGUACAGUUUUGUUGUGAAACCAUUCGGUUGCACUUUGUCUAGCCAGACUGCCGUCUGAGUGAAAGACAGAUACAGACAUAUUUUGUGUUAUAUCAACAUAGCAGCAAAAGAUGGUUUGGUUCACAGUUCAUGUUGCAAAAUGUCCAGGCCUGAUCCCCAUGCGCUUCUUCAAUCUCGCUUGUCCCAGCCUUGGACACACCUCUCCUUCCUGCUUACUCUGCACAGCAAACACUUUUUUUGCAGUUAUUUUCUACGUCUAAGUUAAUGCUAACAGUUGGGAUGAAUUAUCUGUUCUUUUUGCUCAAAGCAGUGAAGAAGAGGAGUCAGGAUUUUGGGUUA
This is a messenger RNA of Scleropages formosus (Asian bonytongue), 7313 nucleotides long. It is a transcript of the gene cdk12, whose product is annotated as cyclin dependent kinase 12. The coding region runs from base 1648 to 6027 and encodes 1459 amino acids. NCBI's taxonomy places the organism in Eukaryota, Metazoa, Chordata, Actinopteri, Osteoglossiformes, Osteoglossidae. Gene Ontology annotation, molecular function: ATP binding; cyclin binding; RNA polymerase II CTD heptapeptide repeat kinase activity. The record is from RefSeq and is a predicted model, not a curated record. The transcript has 15 exons. Gene Ontology annotation, cellular component: cyclin/CDK positive transcription elongation factor complex; nucleus. Gene Ontology annotation, biological process: protein phosphorylation; positive regulation of transcription elongation by RNA polymerase II.